[Candida] anglica is the source of this 648-nucleotide messenger RNA. The record is from the annotation of a GenBank genome assembly. NCBI's taxonomy places the organism in Eukaryota, Fungi, Ascomycota, Pichiomycetes, Serinales, Debaryomycetaceae.
UGAUGAUAAUAUUUGCGGGUUUUUUUUGAUGUUCUCAAUUUUAUUUUUUAAUGAAUUCUUGCGGUGUUUUCUUGGAAUUACUAAGAACAGAAAGGGUGUAGUAACCGCAAGUAUGGUACCGAUAAACCAACGCGCCAUGUAUUUAAAUAAAUAUAAGAGAGAAGGUGUGUGUGUGUGUGUGAGAAUAGACGGUUCUCAUUGAUAUAAGGGGUAAAUGAUUUCUUUUGGUAUGGUGUGAAAUGAAUUCGCUAGUGCAUGAGCGGCAGAACAAGAGAGAUUCAAUGUAAUGUGGUAAUUUCAAGAUUUUGUAAAUAAUUACAUAUGUAAAGGAUAUACAAAGCAAUAGAAGCAACUCUCUAUCAUGUGAUUGCUGGUAUAUGAUUGACCCACAUUCCAAUAACAGUACGUUAUCACAAUUAAAAUCUGCUGCUGGGGGCCACCUCGUUCUAUGUACAGGAUUGACUGCAAAAAUGAACACUCAGGAAUGCAAGUCAAUACGAGGCUGGAAUAUACAGUAUUUUAGUACCAAGUGUGAUAAGUUAGAGUGCGAUAUGUGGUAUAUUUUGAACAGUUUAUAUGCUCAUAUAUGUAUACGAAAAUAAUUGAGUAAGUAUUGAAGUUCCCCUGUUGGAAUUCUAAAGAUCUGCA